Molecule: messenger RNA, 8638 nt
Organism: Cataglyphis hispanica
Lineage: Eukaryota; Metazoa; Arthropoda; Insecta; Hymenoptera; Formicidae
Gene: Calx
Product: sodium/calcium exchanger 2
Exons: 9
Coding region: 1737-4343 (868 amino acids)
Biological process (GO): cell communication; sodium ion transmembrane transport; calcium ion import across plasma membrane
Cellular component (GO): sarcolemma; axon; postsynapse
Molecular function (GO): calcium:sodium antiporter activity
Source: RefSeq, a predicted model, not a curated record
UAUUUUUACAAGAAAGAAAUGCUUGCCUAUGUCAUAAAUAAAAGACCAAAUUAUUUAAUGACGUCAUUCAAGAAACCACAUUAGAAAUUCGGUAGAUUCGUAUUAUCAUGGCCACCCCUGACAUAUAGAGACGAGAGAGAAAGAAAAUAAAAGUGUAGGAAGAAAGGGAGCGUACGUUGUAGAGCGAGAAAAAAGAGAAGAGGGGAGGACAGGUGGUGCGCGAGGGUUCGACGAGGACGAGGAUAUAAAUACGGGGUGUGGAAAAAGCGGAUAGAGAGAGAAAGUGGGGGAUGCUUCUAGAGAGGGUAGAUAUUCUACACGCUCCGUGCGCAAACGUAUACAAGAUGCCUCUGCGCCGCGUGAAGCGUGACGAGGAAUGAAAACUGUAAAGAGAGAAAGAGACCAAGUGACGGGAGGGAAAAAGGGGGAGGAAGAAAGAGAAAGAGAGAGAGAGAGAGAGAGAGAGAGACGCGUGCAGCAUACGAAAGACGGCGGUGGCGUUUCUUCGGUGAGGUAUCGCGAACGAGCUCGACGAAGAGAAGGGAGCAUCAUCGGUGCAAUGAAGUCAACAAGGAUAGAAAUAACGCUGGCGAAGCGAGAUAGAUGAAGAUGGAGAUACCUUGGCGGGAGAUACCAUCGGCGCGAGUGGAGUAGACGACGACGAUAGCGCUAUCGGCGUGGUGAUAUAAUAAAUAAGGAUGAAGCGACCACCCGAACAGCUGUGGAACAGACAAGAAUGGAAAUACCAUCGACGCGAUGAAGAAGACGAAGACGAAAGUAUCAGCGGCGCGUCGUAACCGACGAGGACAAAGUUGGAGCGAGACGGAAAAGAGAUGGCGAAGAGGGUGAAGAGAGGAGGGGUAAAGCGUAGAGGGGUGAGAGAACGGGGUGACCGCGUCUGGCUAGCUCGAGACACCACUCCCCACUCGGUCUGGCCGCUCUCUCCUCUAGCUUCCUCUCUUUCUCUCUCUCUCUCCUCUUUCAGUGUUCGUUCGAACGCGGCCCGGUACGGUUCUGCUGCCCCCGUGGUGUCGAAGGGUCACCGCUUCGUGAUGGGAGCUCACUGCCGUGGUGGUAUUGGCGGGUUUCCUCGGUAGCCGAUUCCUGACGCCGAAUGUACCCUCCUCAGGGUGGCCCGCACGGCGGUUCUAGUUCGUCUUUUCGGUAAGGGUAGGUGUGCGUGAGAGGAGGAAAGUCAACGGGGUGGAAGUGCGUGAAAAGUGUGCGAGAAAAGACGGAACAGUGAGAGACAGAAAAUAAACCUCCUUCAAGGCUGUCCGAUAAGCCAAACGAUGUCGAGGACCUCGAUUAGGAGACAGAGUUAAAUAAGGAGGCUGGAGAAAUUUGCUCGCGCUGCUCCAGAAUUAUCAACGGUGCAGUUGUUGUUAUUCACGUAGAAUCCCUUCGCUGUCAGUAAAAACCACCACAUCUACGUCGCACGAAUUCGUUUGAGUUUUCGAGGUCAUCGUACGUUAAUCAGUGUCAGUUAGUCAAAAGUUAUAAAAGAAGAAAAAGCAAAAAAAAGCAGCAUUUUUUUUCCAACAUUUUCUGCCAAGCUAGAGAGCGGAAAUCUUGACGUCUCUCAAAAGCAAGUGGCGUAUUCAGGAUAAAAGGAAAUUGCUCGCUCUGAAUGAAGAAUGAGAUUCCUGGCGGAUUUUUAUUCCUGAAGAGACGACAAAAUCAAGUUAUUAAAAUCCAAAUUCUAAUCGUAAUUAUCGAAAUAUAAUUCGCACGAUAUGCACGGAAAUUAUUCGGCGCGCUGCGAGCCGGGCCUGGUGAUACCGGUCUGGCAACCGGAAGAGAACUUACACCUGAUGGACAUCAUCUUCCGGGGUCUAGUAUAUUUCUUUCUGAUGUUAUAUCUGUUCAUCGGCGUGUCGAUCAUCAGUGAUCGUUUCAUGGCGGCUAUCGAGGUAAUCACGUCCAAGGAGAAGGAGCUGGUGGUGCGUCGUCACGGUAGAGAGCCGCAGAUCGUCAUUGUGCGAGUAUGGAAUGAGACGGUAGCUAAUCUGACUCUGAUGGCGCUUGGCAGCAGCGCGCCCGAGAUCCUGCUGUCAAUCAUUGAGAUCUGGGCAAAGAACUUCCAAGCUGGCGAACUUGGCCCGGGCACGAUCGUGGGUUCCGCCGCAUACAACCUCUUCGUCAUCAUCUCCCUGUGCGUGUUCGUGAUUCCGAACGGCGAGACUCGCAAGAUAAAGCAUCUGCGCGUCUUUUUCGUUACCGCCACCUGGAGCAUCUUCGCCUACGUGUGGCUCUAUAUUAUCUUGGCGGUCUCCAGUCCGGGCGUGCUGGAGAUCUGGGAGGGCUUACUGACUUUCGCCUUCUUCCCGGCUACAGUUUUGACGGCUUACAUCGCUGAUCGCCGAUUACUGAUCUACAAGUAUCUGCACAAGGGCUACCGGAUGAAUAAGCGAGGUGUGAUCGUGCAGGCGGAGGCCGGGGAUUCUGAGAUAGGGGUGGAGCUGGAGAUCAAGCCGCAGCAAGAUGGUCUCCACGGUAUGGUGGAUCGCCUGGCCGACAUUGACUCCCCCGAAACGAGAGAGUUCGAGCAGACCCGAAGAGAUUACAUCAACACAUUGAAGGAAUUGCGGAAAAAGUAUCCCACUCUGCCAUUGGAGCAACUAGAGGUCAUGGCACACGAGGAGGUGCUGGGCAAGGGUCCGAAGAGCAGGGCUUUCUAUAGAGUGCAGGCUACGAGAAAGAUGGUAGGCGCUGGCAAUCUCAGCAGGAAGAUCAGCGAAAGGGCGCAGAGCGACCUCAGCGAGGUCAAGGCCGAGUUGCAGAAAGCGGAGGCCGAGAGUAUCGACAUCGAGCACGUCAACGCCAUGAGAGUGUUCUUCGAGCCGGGCCAUUACACCGUAAUGGAGAACGUUGGAACCUUUGAGGUGGGAGUCACUCGAGCCGGUGGUGAUCUUAAUAAAACCUGCAGCGUGGAUUAUUGCACGGAGGAUGGCUCUGCCGAAGCGGGAUCUGACUAUGUGAGCGCCAAGGGCACCCUGACCUUCGAGCCCGGCGAGACCAAGAAGACUAUCAAGCUUUCGGUUAUUGACGACGAGUUGUUCGAAGAGGACGAGCAUUUCUAUGUCAGACUCAGCAACGUAACGCAGCCAGCGAUGCUCGUCUCGCCGAGUCUGGCGACGGUGAUGAUCUUGGAUGACGAUCACAGUGGCAUCUUCGGCUUCCCCGAGAGAGACGUGGAGCUAGUGGAGAGCGUGGGCCAGUAUCCUCUGCGAGUGGUACGCUACAGCGGAGCCCGGGGCCGCGUCAUCAUCCCUUAUCGCACCAUGGAGGGUACCGCGAAGCCUGGCAAACAAUACGUGCACACUGAGGGCAGCCUGACCUUCGAGGAUAAUCAGACAGAGAAAAUGAUCAAUCUAGAAAUCAUCGAGGAGGAUUCUUACGAGAAGGAUGCUCUCUUCUAUGUCGAAUUGGGCGAGCCGCUGUUGCAAGGAGCGGAGGCAGGAAUCGCGGCGACAGCCGAGAUGAAACAACCGGAGGAGAGAACGGAGGAGGAGAAAAUGGCGUUGCUGGGCAGACCGCGGCUGGGCGAGGUAUCCCGGGCUCAGAUCAGGAUCAAAGAGUCCAAAGAGUUCAAGAAUACAGUGGAUAAGCUCGUCCAACGAGCAAACGCCUCUAUAAUACUCGGCACAAGCUCAUGGAAGGAACAAUUUACGGAAGCGCUUACCGUCAGCGGGGGCGAUGAAGACGAGGAGGGUGGUCAGCCCUCUUCACCAUCGGCGAUGGAUUAUCUCAUGCAUUCGCUCACCAUCUUCUGGAAGGUUCUCUUCGCCUUUGUCCCGCCUACCGAUAUCGCCGGUGGUUACUUGUGCUUCAUCGUCAGCAUCCUAGGGAUCGGGGUUGUGACAGCUGUAAUCGGCGAUGUCGCCUCGUAUUUUGGUUGUACUUUGGGCAUCAAGGACUCUGUCACCGCGGUGGUAUUCGUCGCCCUUGGCACCAGCAUCCCCGAUACGUUCGCGAGCAAAGUGGCAGCUUGCCAGGACAAGUACGCCGACGCGAGCGUGGGCAAUGUCACCGGGAGCAACGCGGUGAAUGUCUUCCUGGGAAUCGGCGUCGCGUGGAGUAUCGCCGCCAUUUAUCGUGCCUGCCACAGCGAGCCGUUUCGCGUUGAACCCGGCAACUUGGCCUUCUCUGUCACCAUAUUCUGCACCGAGGCUUGCUUGGUGAUCGUGGUGCUGUUGAUUAGGCGAACGAAGGCGAUCGGCGGCGAAUUGGGUGGACCUUUUAUACCAAAGGUCAUCACAUCCGUGUUCCUGUUCUCCCUCUGGCUGCUCUACCUCAUCAUGUCCACCCUCGAGGCCUACGGCGUAAUCCAGGGCUUUUAAACUAAGAAAAAGGCCCGUGCGACGCCAUUACGUCGGCCUAUCCACUGCGUAUAUAUCUUAGCUCUGGCGUCCGCCAAGGCGUGUGCUCAACGAAACUUCUAUCCGGAUACAGAAGCGGAAUCGGAAUGGCACGAUUCCGCGAAGAACGAAUUCUGUGCCGGGAACUCAUAAGUUCACCCCUGACCUGAGACAAUUAACAACGAACGUGAUCGCAUGACGUAUUAAAUGCGUGGAUACGUGUAUGUGUGUGCGUAUGCGUGUGUAAGAUACUUGAUAUAGCGCAAGUGUGCGUGCUUGCGUGAAUCCGUCUAAUGAAGAGAAGAAAGAGAAUCGAUCGAAGAGAGAAUGAAUGAAGGAAGAAAAAAAAUAAGGUGGAGAAAAGUGCGCGAGAAAAAGUGAGUUUGCCUUAAAAUAAUUCAAAAAAAAAAAAAAAAAAUAAGUGCGUUCUAGUCAUGCCGAAUUUUCCGCGAGGAGAAUUCGGCUGCAAUCAAAAAGAAAAAGAGAAGAAGUGACGAUAAUAUAAGAGAGUAUACGUGUGUGUGCGCGGAUAAAAAAGAAAAUCUCGCGAGUACGUACGUGUAUUUAUUUAAUCCUCGAAGGAGAGGGUUUCGCGACUACGAGGGUUUCUAUGGUAUUUUAGUAGCGGACUGUAUUGUGCAAUUUCUUUUUUCGCCAGAGAAACGCGAUGUCGCUAAUUUUAUAUACACGUAUAUAUUAUUGUACGAUAUAUUCCUUUUAUGUGUCGAGGGAGUCUCUCUCUCUCUCUCUCUCUUUCUCUUUGAUGUCGGAUCGAUUUAUGUAAGAAGAUUUCGAAGGAGUGCAGAAGCACCUGAGGAAAAAUGAGCAACUAUUGAACGUAGUUGUGCAAUACAGGACCAGCUUAAGAAAUCAAAUUUUUAAUCUCUCUUUUUCAUUUCGUAACAUUUUAAAAGUUAUUUCCUACUCUAAUGUUACAUAGCUCUGACAAUGAUCGUUUCAUUAAAAAUAUCUUUUUUUCCUCGACGUAAUUGUUUCGGUAAAAUGUAUGUUGUUUGCGACGAAACGCCAAAGUAAAACUUGCAAUCUUUAAGAUUCGAGAAAUGGCGAUUGGUCCGACAUUGCACGACCGCGUCGGAUUUGUGGUAGAAUUCAAAAACAUAGUGCAUUUUAUCGUCGCAAUAAUUGCAUAGCCAGAAAAUGUGUGUAUGUGCGUGUCUGUACCACACGCGUACGGAUCUAGUCGGAUUUGCCAUUUUGGUGAGAUUUGCCAAAUGGUCAAAGUUACAAUAGGAAAGGUCAUCCUUUCAUCUCGGAUCUAGAACAGUCGAGUGUCAUUGCCAUCUGUCAUGUGUGGAAUAAAUAAAUAAAUGACUUUUUGACAAACGACCGCAAGUAAAUUGCGCGAUUUAUUUUACGUGUGAAAGAUCGGGUAAGCUUCCAAAAAAUGGGACAAAAAAUUGUUGUUAAAAUCUUUUUUAAAAAGUUUUUUUUUUUCAUUGUAAAUGCCAUGUAUAAUGGUUUAAAUUUCAAGGUGAGACACAUGGCGUAGUAGAAUUUAGAGCAAUCUUAGGUAACCCGGUUGACGACUUAUAAAUCCCUCUCAGCGCGUUCGCGACAAAAAAAAAAAUUACACUUUCCCGUUGUUUAGAUUAAAUUUCUACACAGAAACGUAGACUAGAUUUUCCUUAAUACGAGUCAAUGUUAAUGGCUCGUCUGUCAAAUCGUAUCUUUCAAUCCUUAUAUAGACGAAUAAUUUAUAGAGAGCAUUCAUAAACGAGUCAUAAUUACUUGGAUUUAUGGAUGGUUUCAUUACAAUCGUAAUGAAAUCAUCCAUUGAUCAAACAAUUCUCUUUGUCGCCUGUCAUUGAUUCUUGAAAAUUGUAACAUUAAUUAUAAUUAUGCAUAAUUAUAAUAUGCUUCAUUGAACUUGAAACCAGCAAUUAGAAUAACUAUAUUAUUUCCAUAACAAUCCAACACAUACAAGUGCAGGAUUCCGUAAGAAUUUAUAAAAUUACUGAAUAACAUUAUUAACAAAAUAUGAAAAAUACAAUUUUGAAAACAGAUCUCGCUCUCAAACCUUAAAAAUUUAGACAAACCUUAAAAGACAUAAAAAAAAAAAUCUGGAAAAGAUAUUCUUUGAACGGAUAUCACUAUUUUUAUUAUUUUUUUUAAUAAACGUCAUUAAAGAGAGAUUUCGAGAUUGUCGUCAAUCGGGGAAAACCACGUGAAUCGUUAACAAACAUAAUAACUAUCUUGCCAGCAAGAUCACGUUAUUAAAUACCAGCAGAAACAUAUUUACAAUUGUUAAGGAUAGCUAGAAAUCGCGACAAACGUUGAUUAGACUUGUCCCUCCCCUUCUCCCCCCGCGAGUUGCAUCGCGGCCUUCGUUCGAAUGUAUAAAUCGCACUCGUUCUUUUUUCAAAAUUGCAACAUAGAGGAUUACAUUUCUUUUCCGCGAUCGAUGUGUAAUCUAAUAUGUGUGGAAUCGAAUGUUUUGAAUUUUUGUUUUAUGCGAUUACAUUCUAUCGCGACAUUCUUGUACGUCAAACGCUCAAAUACAUCGACGUAAUGAUGAAAAAAAUAUGAUUCUUUACGGUGUCAAUUUUGAAAAGAAGGGGCGUAUAAAAUGUUCUCGUUAAUCUUCACUGCCUUUGUUCGAGGGUCGCGUGAUACGCGGGGCGAACAGUUAUUCAACAAUUAUUCGAAUUAGGCGCACUAUGACCCAAUGACACCCAAUUUAGGAUGUUUAAAUGACUCCCGAUAUGAUACCGCUUCGAAAUCACAUCUGCAUACACAAUCUGGAUUCAGAUAUACGUAUGUCAGAGUGUAUCUGACUCCCCCUUCCCCCUGGCCCCAUUUGCGCCACCAGUAUUGAAUUUUAAGUUUGCAAUUGUUACAAGAAUCUCGUACGAUUUUAGGGAGAUUUUUAGAGUACGUAUGAAUAGACGGCCGUUUUUAGAGUGCGCGACAUGUUCUAUGGACAGAAGCAAAGAAAUACCUCAUAUGAACAUGACUCGAAUAUUAUUGCUAGCAUUUUGUAACCGGCUUUUGUAACACGCACUGUGAAGGAAGAAAUUGUUUCUCACACACACAUUCUCUCUCUCCCCCUCCUCUGUCAACAAUUAAUCUCAGAUAAUCUCUGUGGUGUCUUAAGCUGAGGUGCUCUCUUUUACAGGAUGUCGCUUUAAAAUUGUUGCAUCUUAAACGAGCUGCACGCACGUGGAUAAGCUCGUUACAUGUUUGUUUCUGUGAGUAUCAAUCUAAUGCAUCUGAAGUGACAAAUACGACAUAAUUAAUGGCUGCUGCACAAUAUUAUGAAAGCGCGGCAAUGAGCAAUUGAUUGAUAGCGCUAAUGAUUAAUGAAUGAUCAAUUCUGAUUCUCAAGCUGUUGCUUUAUUUGCGGCAUAUAUAUAAAAAUACAAUUUAGAAAAGGACAGCGAAUCGUUUUUGAUAAUUAUUUCAUGGUGUAAUACUGCUCGCGAUGGAACUCUCUCUCGUUUUUUUUUUACCUUGUAUUUUCCUCUCUCUCUCUCUCUCUCUCUCUCUCUCUUUCUCUCUCUUUUUUACAGUUGUAUUGGAUUAUGAUGUCAAAUAUAAAAGAUUAUGCAUUAGUUUUUUUUUGCAAUUUGAAAAUCAUCUCUCAUAAAUUAAUACGAGAAUAAACGCCAUUUCAUCUAAAUUUAUAAAUCGCUUUUAUUUUAUAAAAUUGAAAGUAAAAUUAAAAUUUCAUUGAUUGAAACGUUUGUUUGAUUUAUUUAUAUUACUUAAUCUCAAUUAAUUCUGUAAAUAAACUGUCAAUUUUAUAUUUUACAAGUUUAUUUUAUUAAACGUUAAUGAUAAAAUGGAGAAAAUAACUUGUUUAUUUCCAGGCAUUAUUCAUAUAAAAAUAAUUCAUAUAAUCUUUCAGCUUUGGUACCAUAAUCCAACAUGACUGCAAAAUAUAAUAUCUAGUCAAAUCAUCGGCUCGAUCUAAUUGAUUUGUCGAUAUCGUGCUUUCAGAAAAAAAUUUGAAUUGGUUUGAAUCCGAUUUAUUCGUAUAUUCCGUUUUUCAUUUCAAAAUACAAAAUUUUCUUUCGAUCUUAAAAAAAUUGCUUUUAUUCAAUCUGAUAUGUAAACUAAUGUGAUUGCUCGACCUCCAAUAUUAAAUUAAUAUUUAUUAAAUAAUCCUAAUAAGAUGCGAUAUAUUAAAUAAAAAAAAAAAUGUAAAACUUUCAGUAGAACAAUGUCUCAAUUAAUUACGUUACUUAUAUUUUCGCUCAAUAUAUUUUGUGUAAUAAUAUGUUAAAUUAUUAAAUAAUAUGUUAAUUUAUUUUUUA